AUGGCGGUCGUAGAGAAUGGAAAGGUGCAAGAGCCUUCGCAAGACAGGCUCAAAACACAAACAGAGCGCAGAAAGAGAGAUAAACCACGGCGGAGUUACCUACGGUUGUCUCUGGCGCUCAUUGCCAGAUUAUGUAUCUGGUACGUGGUCCUGACGCCGUUCUUCCACUGCCCAUCGAAUCUUUCCGACCUCGAGGAGUCUUCGCCGCGCGUCUGCAAACCGUACCUAAUUGCCCGGUCGCAUCUUGAGCCUCAUAUCGACCCUUACUACCAAAAAUAUGCUGCGCCUUACGUGGAACUGAUGCGACCCUAUGCCCAUACUUUUAAUGAACGGAUCUACACUCCAGCGUACAAAAUCGCCAAACAUGGCUAUGACACGUAUGGAGCCCCUGCUUUGGAGCAGGCUGGCAAAUACAGUCACCAACAAUGGGAAGCAGUCAUUGUGCCGCAGUUGUACUCAGCACAAGCCAAGGUGAAUGAUAUUUAUAAAGCCCGUGUUGAUCCAUACGUCCAACAAGCCCUUGUUUUUGUGUCCCCGUAUUCAGACACUGUGCGCAGCAAGAUGGCAGCGGUUAAGGAUAAGUACCUUUUACCUCUUUAUGUUCAGUCUAAGCCUUUCAUUGGUAAGACAUACUCUUCCGGGCAGGACGUUUCUGGCACUGUGGUUCCAUUGGCAAAAAAGACGUGGUCGUCACUCCUAGUCUUUGUGAAGGGCACCGUCUGGCCCAGCAUUACCGGUCUUUACUCUGAAAAUGUUGAACCUCAGCUGGUCAAGAUUGGCGAAAAGCUGGCAACUUAUCGCGAGGGCAAGAAGCACAGAGCAGUUAUGGAUGAGGUUGAAAGUUCAAUCGAAGAAUCUGCCACAUCCACUCCUACUGCAUUGUCAGACAGCGUCUUUAGUUCUCAAACGACAAGGUCCAGUUCCACUAGUGAUGCCGCUGAGACAAAGACUUCUUUGACAUCAGAGCAGAAGUUUGCACAAGCGCGUGAGCAAAUUGCGUCCGAUUUGCGUGUAUGGCAAGAGAAAUUCGCUGCUGCUGCCGACAAAGGAGUCGAGGAUCUCGGGGAACGAAUUCAAGAAAUUGUCUCUAGUCAGGUGGACAGUGGCGCUAAGAUGCAUGGAGAAUCUUUACUGGAGGUUUUGGAGACAGUCGUGGAUCACGAAUUCUCUAAUCUCAAAACGCAAAUCAACGCCCUAGUCGACUCUCUCCCGGCUGAUGACUCGCCACAAGAAGAAGAGAAUGCGAUCGACAACUUGCUGAAAGCCGUCAGAUCGGCCGGGUUGGCAAUCAGGGAUAGGGCCCAUGCCGUUAGAGAAUGGCACAAGACUUUUGAAGACGAGCUCAUUCGCAGAGUAUCAGCUGCAUCUGAGUCUACACUCGACGUGCUAGACAGUAUCCGGGAUCUCGGUCUGCAGGAAAUUGGUAUGCGGUGGGCGUGGAUGGAUGGUGUUACCUACAAGGACUGGGAAAAGUACCACGCGGUCAGAAAGCAGUUUGAUGAUUGGCGGAGUGAAGUCCACGACUUUGGAUUAAAUCACGAAAAGGUCGAAGAAGCCAAAGCCAUCGCAAACGAUAUCUUAUCUCGUGGGAUGGCAAUUGCCGAAGAUGCAGCUAAAGAACUAACCAGACUCAGAGAAGUUGGAAAGUGGAAGAUCGAAGCUCGCGAGGUCAGCGACAAUUUUGACACCAGGACCGAGCCUCCCCCUCCGCGCGUGAAACCCGCUGUGGAGGCCGUGGAUGAGGAUGCCAGUCAACUUGAUGAAGAGUCGCAGUCAGCCAUUCUACGAGAUGGUGAACCCUCAGAAGCCACUGAUGCUGACAUUUCUUCGUCUAUUCCCGGCUCAGAGACACAGGAUGUUAGCUCCAACGACAAUGAGAUCUCGCAAACGCAGGCACCACCGGAGGAACUCAUCUCAGCUAGUAAAGAGGUACUAACUGAUCAAGAUUCGAUUUCUGCCGCCUCUCCGACGUCCCUGUCAGAAACAGAUAUGGCAUCAUCCACAACCCAAGAGACUUCUGCUGAGUCACAGUCUCCCAGUAGUAAUAUCUGGGGAGGAGCGGCGGCCCAGGUUUUGACGGAGCAGCAACCAAUCCUCGAGGUCGUGGAUUAUGACGAAGAGAAGAAAUUUACUGAACAGAUGCAGCAUCUUGCUACUGAGGCUGGUGAACGCUAUGCUGAAGCAACAAAAGCAGUCAGCGAGGCUCUAUUUGGUUCAUCAUCUACUCCCAACUUUGGAGACAAGGCGGCGUCAGUGGCUAGCGAUCAGUACUCACGCGCCCUUGCAGCAGCUUCUAGCGUCUUGUAUGGCACGACACCAAGCCCAGGUGAACAAUUCGCCAGCGCUGCUUCCGAGAAAUACCAACAAGCUGUAGCAGCUGCUUCGUCUGCUUUCUACGGUUCGCCUUCGCCUGCAACAAAGACGACAACCGGUCCCCUUGAGUCUAUCUCAUCCAUUGCUUCGUCACGACUAGAGGAAGGCCUGAGUAUCGCUUCUGCGCAAUAUGCAAGUCUCAAGUCAUCAAUAACCUCGUCCUCCGGCUUGGCGCAAGAUCCUGUCCUCCUCGAUGCAGAGCGGCGUUACCACGAGGCAGUUGGACUUGCACAUGACCACUACACCGCUUUCAUUAAUUCAGCUUCUCAGGCCGUCUUUGGGGCUCCUACCCCAACUCCAUCGUCGUCGCACCUCCAAGAUUUCUUGGAAGAAGCGGAGUCUCAGUAUAGCCAGGCUUCCUCCUUGGCAUCUGCCAGCCUGGCGGCUGUUGUGGCAUCUGUAACCUCAGCCAUGGGUUCUACAACUGAAGACCCUGCACGUAGCAUCGUUGAUGACGCCUCUUCGAGAUAUAGCGCGGCGCUCUCAGCAGCAUCUACGUCUCUUUCACUGGCGUCGGCCUCUGCCAGUUCCGCUCUUUACGGAACGCCCACAGGAACUCUGGAGGCGGCGGCCAGUAAGGCAUCCGAAAAUUGGGAAAGCCUUAUUUCGCGGGCCAGUGAGCAGGUUUACGCCACUCCAGCCCCUUCUGUGCAGCAGCAGCCGGUUCCAUAUGAGGCUCUUGAGAACCUUAUUUCCGAAUUGAUGGCCGGAAAAGAACCGGAGUUCACUGAGAGCAUCAUGAGCAAACUGCGCUUAGCGUACGAGACGCCUUAUCCAGCGGCAGCUUUGUCAUCAGUAUCUAGCUAUGCAAAUGAUGCCUACGCCUCUGCGUCUUCGCAAGUGAGCGAAGCUGUCUACGGCACUCAGCCGGGUUAUGUGGAGGCCGCUAGAUCCCAGGUCGAUGAGGCAUUUUCGUCUGCUCAAAGCGUUCUCAGCACGGCCGUCUAUGGUACGUCUACGGGCCGGGCUGAGUCGGCCUUCAGCACCGCGAGUGGCACGUAUGCAUCAGUCACGUCUGCAGUCGCAGAUAACGUCUCUGCUGCUAGUUCCGUGAUAAAUAGCGCCUAUUCCGAUCUACAUUCACGGGCAUCUUCUGUAUUGUCUCCAGAGGAAAAGGGCGCUCUGGAAAGUGCCCAAGCUCGCCAUUCGGACCUGGCCUCGGAGGCAGAUGAUUACGCUUCCGAAGUCGACUCUAGUGCUGCUUCCGUCGCUGAUAAUUACCAAAGUGGUGCCACCAGUGCGGCGAGCAAAAUUAAGGAUGAAUUGUGA
Molecule: messenger RNA, 3642 nt
Organism: Rasamsonia emersonii CBS 393.64
Lineage: Eukaryota; Fungi; Ascomycota; Eurotiomycetes; Eurotiales; Trichocomaceae
Exons: 4
Coding region: 1-3642 (1213 amino acids)
Biological process (GO): protein transport
Source: RefSeq, a predicted model, not a curated record